AUUUCAAUUCGAAUAAUACUGGUUGUGAAAGUUGAAAGUGAGCGUUGUAGUGGAGGUUCGUCGACGGCGGUGGCUGAGUCGUGAAAAUUUGGAUUGCUCAAUUAAAUUGGGUUUUAGAUUCGAAAACGUUUAACCUGACGAAAUUACUGAAUUAUCCCUCCCAUUUCCAAAUCCAAAACCUGCGUUUGAAGAAACCUAUAUCUGUUUCUAUUCAAUUUCAAACCUAAACAUUACCGAAAAGGCAACCGCACGAAUUCCGACGAGAUGAUAUCGGAUUCGGAGCUGAUCGAGCGGUUGCGCGAUGCCCUCAGCAAGUCCGACCUCUCCACCACCACUAACACCACCCUCCGCCGCCGCCUUGAGGAGGAAUUAGGCAUCGAUUUGUCUGAUAGGAAGGCUUUUAUUAGGGAGCAGGUCGAUAUAAUCAUGCAGGGACCAUUUCAAAAUGAUGACAGAAUUGGUGAUGAAGGAUCGCCGGAAGCAGAGGAAGAGGAAGAGGAUGAGGUAGAAGAAUCGUCAAAUUCUGGCACCGUUAAAAAAGUCUCUAAAAAUUCUGGCACCGUUAAGAAAGGAUCUAGGACAAAGGACAACGAGGAGGUCAAAAAGAGAGGUGGAGGGUUUACGAAGCUAUGCAGCCUUUCCCCAGAGCUUCAGAAAUUCACCGGGGUACCAGAAUUGGCUCGAACUGAGGUUGUCAAGCAACUUUGGGUGCACAUUAAAGAGAAUAAUUUGCAAGAUCCUUCCAAUAGGAAGAGUAUAAUCUGCGAUGAUACAUUGAACAAGCUUUUUGGUGUAGAUACCAUAGAUAUGUUUCAGAUGAACAAGGCCCUGACAAAGCAUAUAUGGCCCUUGGAUUCUGAUGGUGCCUCAGUAGCAGCAUCAGUUGAUUCUGCACCCAAGGUGAAGCAGAAGAAGAAAGCAAAAGAUGAAGUUGAAGAUGAGCCAAAGAGAAAAGGGAAGCGGCAGAGAGGUGGGAAUUCGGCCUUUCUUGCUCCUAUUAAACUAUCUGAUGCAUUAGUGAAGUUCCUUGGCACUGGAGAAAGUGCACUUCCUCGUUCUGAUGUUGUUAAGAGGAUCUGGGAUUACAUCAAGCUCAACAACCUGCAGGAUCCAUCGGACAAAAGACAAAUACUAUGCGAUGAGAAGCUGAAAGAACUUUUUAAUCUUGAUACCUUCUGUGGAUUUACAGUUUCGAAACACCUAACUGCUCAUUUCAUAAAGACUGAACAGGUCAAGGCUCCAUUAACUGGCUCAAAAGGACUGGGGUGGGGGAUUGAAGACACUGAAUCGAUCAGUGUUUUGUAGGUUACACAUGGUGAAAAAAAGAUCACUUUAAUCAAGUGUACUAUCUAGUUUUGAGGCAUGAAAGGAGUAUUCUUCACUUUUGCUAUGAGAAAAAAAUUGGAAGGUUUGCGUUUUUUGUUUUAUUUUGAUGUUUCAUAUGGAUAUUCAUUACAUGAAAUUUUCUUAUGCUUUGUAUAGGUAAUAAUAUUGUUUUUGCAGUCACUUGAUUAUUGAUGGGGCUUCCACGUAUUGGUGCAAGCCUAUUCAGCAUAGGUAUACCAUUGGGUAUCUCCUUAUGAAUCGGCCUGCGGUGCCUUCCUCCAAAGUUUAGUAAUCUACACGUUACUACGUUAGUAAGUUCACACUCUCCUAACUUCACCUGUUGAGAGCAUAUGGCACCUAGCCCCUAAAUAGUUCAUAGAAUCUGCGGCCCAACAGCUGUAUAUGCCGGCAAUCCUACUUUCCAUGGAAGAUGAACAUAUUUUACAUCUUGGAGUUACAAAACUUUGCCUUAUUUAUGUUAAUAAAAUCUUUGCCUUCUCUGCUCCACUGCCGUUUUGUCACCUUCUUGAUUUUUUAAAUUAUUUGUCAGGUUGUACGUCACACAUAGGUUCUCUAAAUAAUUUGCAUACUUUUAUGAGAAAUUAUCUGCUUGAUUUUGAAGUUGAGAUAAGAGUUCAUAGUCUUGGAUUUUAACUGUGCUUUUCUAGGUCUUCACUAAUGGACCUUCUCCUUUUUUAGAGCUGCAAAAUAGAACAUUGAACUUGGUGAGCAUCUUGUGGCCCCUCGCUCUCUGCAUGAAGAAAAUAAAUUGUCACAGGAUUUUGUUACCUUGAAUAAGCUGGAAUCUUGUUUUCUAUGAUGUUUAAACUUGACAAGAAGCAGAUGCAAAGUGGAAAAGAUGUGGCUUUUCCACAGAUGCACAGGGAAUCAACAUGGGAUAUUUAUGUGCAGAUUUUGUUUGAAAAAUACAAGUGUUGUGGAAUCUGUUUGUUUUGUGUUUUUUUGGGGAUUCAAUUUUUGUUUCCGAACUUAUCGUCUUGUCUGGACUCUGGAUCGUGAAUAAUCACAGGUUACGGUUCCCAAGUUAAAGAAUCCACGAAAACACAAAAUGGUGGUGGCUUUCACAAAAUGCUCUGCCGUUAAGAUGAGAUUUUGAGGACUAUCCAUCUCUAUUAUGCUUGAAAUUAUGUUUCUCCUUUCCCCAAGAUGGGAAUAUUCUUUGUUGAGAAUCGACGUGUCUUCUUCUUCUUCUCCUCCUGUUGCAAGUGUAAGUAUAGGGACUGCAGAGCAAUAUAUGCAUCACUUGUUUAUCAUGCCAAGCUAGAUUAUAUAGCAGUUGCAUUUUUUAUAUAGUUGUAGCAAAAUGGUGAAGUGGUUUGGCAUUGGACAAACAACAAAAAAAGGGGCAGUCCAAUUGUGCAAUAACAGAAACAUGUACUUGAACUAUAUUUCCAAUCAAAUGAUAUUUAUGGCAGCAUUUUUACGCAUUGAAAAAUUGGUAA
Messenger RNA from Salvia splendens (bonfire salvia), 2789 nucleotides. Its product is annotated as upstream activation factor subunit UAF30. NCBI's taxonomy places the organism in Eukaryota, Viridiplantae, Streptophyta, Magnoliopsida, Lamiales, Lamiaceae. The transcript is spliced from 7 exons. The record is from RefSeq and is a predicted model, not a curated record. The coding region runs from base 265 to 1305 and encodes 346 amino acids.